GGACUUCCUCCGGAAGACGCGGCGGUCUGGGAACUCUCAGAGGCGGGGUCCGGCCGCUUUUUGGCCUGCAGGCUCUGGGCUGCGGGUGUGCGUGCGCGGGUGACGAUGGCGUGUGCUGCCGCGCGUUCCCCGGCCGACCAGGACAGGUUCAUUUGUAUCUAUCCUGCUUAUUUAAAUAAUAAGAAGACUAUCGCGGAGGGGAGGCGAAUCCCCAUAAGUAAGGCUGUUGAAAAUCCUACAGCUACAGAGAUUCAAGAUGUAUGCUCAGCAGUUGGACUUAAUGUGUUGCUUGAGAAAAAUAAAAUGUACUCUAGAGAAUGGAAUCGUGAUGUUCAAUACAGGGGCAGAGUCCGGGUCCAGCUCAAACAGGAAGAUGGCAGCCUCUGUCUUGUACAGUUCCCGUCACGUAAGUCAGUAAUGUUGUAUGCUGCGGAAAUGAUACCUAAACUAAAAACAAGGACACAGAAAACAGGAGGUGCUGACCAAAGUCUUCAGCAAGGAGAGGGUAGUAAAAAAGGUAAAGGAAAGAAGAAGAAGUGACCUGGUGUGAGAGUCAAGUCUGUGACGCUGCUGGUCAGAGACAUGAAUGGAAGCUUCUAAUUACACCGGAGAGAAACGGAAGCUUUUUGUUUGCAUCAUGUAACUGAACUCUGAACAUUUGUGCCUCCCAGCUUCAGUAUCAGACUUGACAAUCAAACAAAUUUACAUCAGAAGUUUGCAUCUAGCUCUUAUGCAGUAUAAAAGAAAAUUUUUUUUUGCCUUUCAACAGUUUUUGUGAAGAAUGAAGCAAAUUUUUUAAUGGACACUGGACUCUAGCAUAAGUUACUUGGAAUCCUGUGUCUGUUGGUCCUCUAUAUAACAUGUCUCAGAUAAAUGAGUUUAAUAAGAUUUGAAAUACAAUUUUGUUCACCUUUUAAGUUAAUGAAAUAAAAUUUGCAAAUGGG
Molecule: messenger RNA, 944 nt
Organism: Manis javanica (Malayan pangolin)
Lineage: Eukaryota; Metazoa; Chordata; Mammalia; Pholidota; Manidae
Gene: SRP19
Product: signal recognition particle 19
Biological process (GO): SRP-dependent cotranslational protein targeting to membrane; SRP-dependent cotranslational protein targeting to membrane, signal sequence recognition
Cellular component (GO): signal recognition particle, endoplasmic reticulum targeting
Molecular function (GO): 7S RNA binding
Source: RefSeq, a predicted model, not a curated record